UAUGUGUGUGUGUAUAUGUGUGUGUGUGAGAGAGAGAGAGAGAGAGAGAGAGAGGUAGCUGUAGGUAACAGAGCUCGGAGCAGGAAGUUGGUGUUGGAGAUGGGCUGAAAUCCACCGAGGCGCGGACGCGGAGCGGCUUUUCCCAGCGAUUAUAAACUCUUGUGAUGCUCAGACCCAGCUAUGCCUUACGUGGAUCGGCAGAACCGUAUCUGUGGCUUCCUGGACAUCGAGGAAAAUGAGAACUGCGGCAAGUUCCUGCGCCGCUACUUCAUCCUGGACACACUGGAGGGCAGUCUGGUGUGGUACAUGGACAACCCGCAGAACCUUCCAGAAGGAACCCCGUGUGUCGGCUCCCUCAAGCUCACGUACAUCUCCAAGGUUAGCGAUGCGACCAAACUGCGACCCAAGGCAGAGUUCUGCUUCGUGAUCAACGCUGGAAUGAGGAAGUUCUACCUGCAGGCCAACGACAAGCAGGACCUGGUGGAAUGGGUGGCUGUUCUCAACAACGCCACCAAAAUCACGGUGCCGAAGUCAGGCGAUCAGAGCGGGCAGAACCCAGCGGAGGCUUGCGUGGAGGUCCUGGGUGCCAUGAAGCAGGUCUCCUACAAGACCGAGAUCAUCGGAGGAGUUCCCAUCAUCACCACCACGCAGGAGAAGGGCGAAGGGCAGAACGGGGCAGAAAGAGGGGCACUGAGGAAGCCUCACGGCCAGGUGCCCUACUACCUGAGCCGAGCCACCCAGGACCAGUCAGUGGUGAAGGCUGGCUUCUGCGUGAAACAGGGGGCAGUGAUGAAAAACUGGAAGAGACGAUACUUCAUGCUGGACGACAACACCAUCAGUUAUUUUAAAUCCGACCUGGAGAGAGAGCCUCUCCGUGUUAUUCCCCUGAAGGAGGUUACUAAAGUCCAGGAGUGUAAGCAAAGUGAUUUGCUGAUGAGGGAUAACCUCUUUGAGCUCGUCACUACCACAAGAACGUUUUAUAUUCAGACGGACAGUCCAGAGGAGAUGCACAACUGGAUCAAGGCCAUUUCCGGAGCGAUCGUAGCCCAGCGAGGCCCCGGCCGCUCCGCUGCUUCAAUGCGUCAGGCCAGAAGGUUCUCAAACCCUUGUAUUCAGAGGUAUACGUCCCGCAGUGGCGAACGCAGCACGAGCGCCGGGAAUCCCCCUCCAGCUUUUACUGCAGUGAACAAGGCCCCCCAGUCCCUCGCUCACCCAUCUCCACCGAACUCCACUUCCCAGAAUGCCACUUCCCCGCGGGCCAUCAGCAUGGCGUGGGACGAGCCGGACCUCAGCGGCCUCCUGCGGGGCAGCCCACGCACCCGACUGUCACUCCAGGAGGCUCCCCGCCUUUUUUUCAAGUAAGCAGUAGCGACACGAUAUCGCCCUGGGAACGGAGGAGCAGCGCAGAGAUUUGCCCACCUGCUGUUAAUGACUCUGACGAUCUGCAAAUCACAGAGGUGUAAAGACCUACGGUGGAGAAACAGCAACUAAAAUCAACAUGGACACGCCCACAUUGAGACGAAACACGGCACAGAUUGGUCAGUAUUGCCAAAGUGACCACAGGUCUGGAUGCGCAGUACAAAGUGGACAAAGUAAAGCAAUCAGAACUGUGACCGACUGGAGAGGACCUAGCACAACACGGUGGAUUUGCCCCUGAGGAUUAUGGGAUUCUGUGAUUAGUUCCCCUUUCGAGAGCGGAUAGUUAAGCCUCCACUCGAAGACUGUGGCAAACCGCCAGCUUGCCUGCGAUUGAACUGAGAGUUGGGAACUUUUUGGUUUUCCUUUUGAGCACAAACUCAUUGCCAGUCCGAAUGAAACCUUUUCAGAACUGAAGAAUUAGACUUAACCUGAGGAAUUUGGAAUUAAUUAAAUGAUUUAUCCUUCUUUUUCCCUCUUCACCUUCUUUCUCAUGGGGUACAAUUUGGUUUUCUCCUGUCAUGAUGUUUUAUCCUAAAUCAGUGUAUUGAACUUCCUUCUGUUGAACUGAAUGGAGCACUAUUUCGUGCUUUGUUUAAAUCAUUUUAAUCCUGUUUUUUUUUUUUUUUUUUUUUUUUUUUUUUUUUUUUUUUUUUUUAAAUGUUUUAGAAAGUUGUGUGUGAGGGCUUUUCAUUUCUGAGAGAACCAAAGCUUAACGAGAUAAUACCACUACCUAUAAGAGAAAAUAAUUUUGGAGAAGACAUAAUCGUUAUUAUAUUUGAAGAUCUAUAUACACACACUGACUUUAACUAUAGAGUUUAUUCUAGAGCAGAACUUGUCAGAAAAUCAAAAGGCAAACAUUUUUGUUUUCACGUUUUGUUGGUGGUUGACCAAAAGCACCAAAGUCUGUUGGAUACACAUCUGCUUCCUGUAUACACAACCAUGCGACACACUUGUUUAGGGUGCUGGGGAACGUCAUCGUGUCUUCACUGUGAAGUAUCACAGUGCUUAUUGUGAAAAUGUAAAGUUCUGAGAAUACGGACGUUCCACGGUGGUUAUUAGGGAUAUUUUCUUAAAAGAAUUUCAGACCUGCCAACCUUCAGACAUUUUGCGUAGGAGCACCACAUUCUAACAUCGGAAUACGCUGCUAAGAGUUAUCACUCACGUCACACUUUUUUUCUCCAAUAAAAAAGCAGCUGAGAUGAUGAGCCAAUCGACAUAUGAAUCUAGAAUGAUUGACGGUUGCGUAAGCAUUUUGAACUCUCCGAUAUUAACUGACGUAACUCCCCGGAAGCCCCGCCCCCUUCCCUCAUCUCACAUUAGUAAGGUGUUGUCGGCUCGACUCGAUUUUCCCGCUUGAAAGAUCCGCUUUGUUUUGAGUUCAUUAAUGUGAAAUAAAAUCUAUAAGUGUGUUCGAUUCAGCUAACAUUAGACACGUAAAUAAUUAACGUUAGUUAAAUACAGUAACCACCACGACGGGGGGACAAAAAGCACUGGUGGUUCCCGCAAAAUCCAGUUUCUUAGACAAGUGAUUUGUUGAAGUACGGGGGUUGGCAGGUCUGGAAUGUCGAGGAAUGUUGGAGAGCAAACUGUAAGAAGCACUUUUUCCUUGUGCUGACGAUGAGUGCUCCUGAUGUUACGAAAUGAUGGACUACUUACCCUAAAAUUUAAUGCUAACAAUGAAAAGCUACUAUAUUCUGCUUAGCAUAUUGUGAAUGAAACCACACUAACUCCACACUAAUGUUAGUCAUUGUUUCGAUGGCGUAUUCAUUUAAUAACCUCUCCAACUUGCCCAGUACCAACAUUCUAACUUCGUUUUGUUGUUCUGUGAGGAUUAUUCUUGUAAAAAAUUUUACCUGAUGUUGUAUCGUGGAAACGCGACUCGUGGGACGGCACGUCUGUCGCCCUGCGUCGUAGUCAUGUGUCAACUUGUUCACCCGUAAACUGCAUUGCACAAGUCCGCUGUUACAAGCCGUCUUAAGUGCCUGCAUACUUUCCUUAUGACGACAAGCUAAUUUUCAUUUCUCGACUUGUGUACCUGACAUUUGUAAAUCGUGUGCAUUUAUUUAUUAUGUGAAAGAGUUUGAAAAUUAAAACUGACCAAUUUUAA
Molecule: messenger RNA, 3526 nt
Organism: Pangasianodon hypophthalmus (striped catfish)
Lineage: Eukaryota; Metazoa; Chordata; Actinopteri; Siluriformes; Pangasiidae
Gene: plekha1b
Product: pleckstrin homology domain containing, family A (phosphoinositide binding specific) member 1b
Exons: 13
Coding region: 181-1362 (393 amino acids)
Cellular component (GO): membrane; cytoplasm
Molecular function (GO): PDZ domain binding
Source: RefSeq, a predicted model, not a curated record